This is a messenger RNA of Penicillium riverlandense, 1176 nucleotides long. Its product is annotated as serine hydrolase domain-containing protein. The record is from RefSeq and is a predicted model, not a curated record. The transcript has a single exon. Bases 1 to 1176 code for a protein of 391 amino acids. Lineage: Eukaryota; Fungi; Ascomycota; Eurotiomycetes; Eurotiales; Aspergillaceae.
AUGGCUGAAGUACACGGUUCUUGUGAUCCUGCCUUCGACUCGGUGCGUGGCCUUCUGCAACAGAAGCUUGCCGAUGGACAUGAAGUAGGCGCUUCCCUUUGUGUCAAUAUCGACGGAAGAAAUGUUCUGGACCUCUGGGGUGGUUAUGAAGAUGCAAGCAAGACCAAACCUUGGGGUAGAGACACGAUUACUGGAGUUUGGUCAUGUACCAAGAUUAUCACCAGCCUGGCGGCUCAUAUCCUCGUCAACCGUGGCCUAUUAGAUGUGAACGAGAAAGUGGCGACCUAUUGGCCUGAAUUUGCAGCGAAUGGUAAAGAGGAUAUGAAGGUCUUACAUAUUCUUAGCCAUUCCUCUGGACUCCCUGCCUUUGAUGGACCGAUUACUGCCGAGGAAAUGCAAGAUGUGGAGAAAUCAGCUCAGAGGCUUGCAGGGCAAGCUUCUUGGUUUGUCCCAGGCUCGCAGACCGCAUACCAAUAUACCAACUUCGGUCUUAUGAUAGGCGAGCUUGUGCGACGUAUCACGGGAAAAUCCCUGACCCAGUUCGUCAGCGAAGAGAUCUCGAAGCCUUUAGGGGCUGACUUCCAGCUUGGUGUGCCUGAGGAGGACUGGCCCCGAACUGCUGAGAUGAUUCCAUUCUCACCGGAGGUUAUGGCUACUGCUUUUAAUGCUGUUGAACCUACUAGUCUCGUGGCUCGGGCCUUUGCAGGGUCCUUGAUGGAUCCUACGAUUCCUAAUAAACCUGUCUUUAGGAAGUCCGAGAAUGGAGCCAUGGGUGGAUUCUCAAAUGCACGUGCCCUGGCACGUAUAGGAUCUAUCGUCUCACUGGAUGGUUCUGUCGAUGGAAAGCAAUAUCUUACUCCCCAAAUCCUCGAUGAAAUGAUGAAGGAGCAAAUUAGAUGGGAUGAUCCAUGUCUCCUUGGCAAUAUGCGCUUCGCCCUCGGGCUCGGGCUGCCUUCUAGCAAUGGAAUAAGGCCUACUAUCCCAGAAGAGGACAGCGACUCGGAUACCAUUUGUUUCUGGGGGGGGCUGGGGAGGAUCUAUGGUAAUCAUGUAUCGCGGCCGACGGAUGACCAUAGGGUAUGUCAUGAACAAAAUCCUAGACACCCGACCCUUCGGAAAUGUGAACGUCGACGAGUACGUUCCCGAGAUCUACAAGGGUUUCGAGAGGUAUACUAA